AUGGGGAACUGUGGUGAAAUUUUGUCACGCAUUUUUUGCCGGGAAAAAAACACCAAUGUUCGUUUUAGUCUGCCGGCUGUCUGCUUCGUCUGGCAGAUUGCUAUGAUUGUACUGUUUGGAAUUUUCAUCCGGUACGAUGAGGAAUCAGACGUACGAAAAUGGAUAGAAUUUAAAGUAAGCCACAACGUCACCAGCGAUAUUGAAAAUGACUUCUACUUCAGAUAUCCCAGCUUCCAGGACGUCCAUGUCAUGAUCUUUGUCGGGUUUGGUUUCCUCAUGACCUUCUUGAAACGCUACAGCUUCGGUGGCGUGGGCUUCAACUUCCUGAUCGCUUCCUUCGGUGUGCAGUGGGCUCUUCUCAUGCAAGGCUGGUUCCACGCGCUCGACCCCAACACCGGGAAGAUCUCUAUUGGACUAGAAAGUCUGAUCAACGCUGACUUCUGCGUUGCCAGCUCUCUGAUUGCCUACGGUGCCCUCCUGGGAAAAGUAAGCCCUGUCCAGCUGAUGAUUGUCACCUUGUUUGGCGUGACACUGUUUGCUGUGGAAGAAUACCUCAUCCUUAGCCUUCUUCACUGCAGAGAUGCUGGUGGCUCAAUGAUAAUUCAUGCUUUUGGAGGGUAUUAUGGUUUGGCCAUCUCUUGGGUUCUCUACCGACCGAACCUAAACCAAAGCAAGCGCCUCAAUGGAUCUCAAUACCACUCUGAUGUGUUUGCUAUGAUUGGUACACUGUUUCUGUGGAUGUUCUGGCCCAGUUUCAACUCUGCCAUCACGGACCACGGCUCCGGACAGCACAGAGCAGCCAUCAACACUUAUCUCGCUCUCGCCUCCUCUGUGCUCACCACGGUGGCCAUCUCCAGCGCGUCUGCCAAAAGAGGGAAACUGGACAUGGUGCACAUCCAGAAUGCUACUCUGGCAGGUGGCGUUGCCAUGGGAACAGCAGCAGAGUUCAUGAUCACUCCUUACGGUUCACUGAUCGUGGGUUUCUGCUGUGGCAUCAUCUCCACCUUUGGCUACCUGAUCGUCACGCCCUUCUUGGAGAAAUACCUAAAGCUCCAGGAUACAUGUGGUAUCCACAACCUGCAUGCUGUGCCGGGGAUGCUCGGCGGCUUCAUAGGCGCCAUUGUUGCUGCAGCUGCCACUGAAGAGGUCUAUGGCAAGCAAGGGUUGAUCGAGACGUUUGACUUUGAAGGCGAUUUUGCAAACAGAAGUGUAUUAACCCAGGGAGCCUUCCAGGCUGCUGGCACGUGUGUGUCUAUUGCAUUUGGAGUUGUUGGAGGAACGGCUGUUGGUCUGCUUCUGAGGUUGCCUAUCUGGGGGGACCCUGCUGAUGACAACUGCUAUGAUGAUGAAGCUUACUGGGAGGUUCCUGAGGAGGAGGAGGAGACCAUCAUUCCUAUUUUGGCUUACAACAACCAUAUGACACGCAAGCACCCAGACAUAUCCGAGUCAAACUUCACCGUGGAGCAAAGUUAGAGACAUCGAGCCGCUCAUAUCACUUUGAACAUGCUGCAGAUGUGAAAUGACAGGAGCCGCCUAACACAUGUGCUGUUCUACAAAGGAAGGACCCCACCGGUCCUCCUCCGCCCCUCUUGUCUCGAAUGAUCUGUGAAUGAUAGGCAGCUUAAGGAUAUGAUGGUAGUAAUCAAAUGGCUCAUGAUUGGAAACAUGAUUCACAACUAAAACCUGGUUCUAUUUUCGAUGAAAUCUUCAGCAACAUUUACCCUGUAUCCUUUUGGAUGAAACUCCUUAUGAUUUGCAGCUGCUUAGUGAAUGUAAAAUAUCAGGUUCUGAUGAUGGGCAGUCAAAGACACUAAGUUAAUGUUGUGAAAGAUUAUUAUAAUAUACAGAAUAACUGUGAAACAUCAGUUGUUGUACUUUAUCUUUAAUAACCAGAGAAAGCUCUAUCUUAUGUCAUGCCUUUUAAAAUUGAUGAAUAUUGUCAUUCAUAAUGUUUGCAAUUUUAUUUGUCAAUAAUGAAGACUGUUGACAUAAGGUAUAUAAAUGAUGUUUAGUGAAUAAUCAAAAGUAUUUGUGCAAACAAAUUUAGAUUUUUUAAUUGUAUAUCGUAAUUAUUUCUUUUAAAUGAUGUAUAGGUUUUUGUACAUAUGCUUUGAUCUUGUGUAUUAUGGUCAUAACUUGCUUGUUCUGAAGGUGGAAGUGUUUAAGUAACUAUGAUACAAUCUUCAGCAAUUUGUUUGCUGUAGUGUUGAAUGUUAGGCUACCUCCAAUAUACAAUGUGACCUUUUUGUUUUUUGUCUACACUUUCAUAAAUCACAAGUAACUGAAAUUAAACAAUCACCAUAUA
Molecule: messenger RNA, 2305 nt
Organism: Pseudoliparis swirei
Lineage: Eukaryota; Metazoa; Chordata; Actinopteri; Perciformes; Liparidae
Gene: rhcga
Product: Rh family, C glycoprotein a
Exons: 11
Coding region: 1-1473 (490 amino acids)
Biological process (GO): ammonium transmembrane transport; ammonium homeostasis
Cellular component (GO): plasma membrane
Molecular function (GO): ammonium channel activity
Source: RefSeq, a predicted model, not a curated record